CCCACAGAGCCUGUGUGUUAGGUUGCGCGAGGGCUGCAGUUUCAGUUUGUUUUAUUCACCAUUUUGUGUAGCUGAAGGUAAAAUAUUAAAGUAAAAGCCUUUCAGCGCAGCAGAGCUUUCUCACCCGUUUUUAUUUACUUUUGCGACUCGGGGAGAAAGCGGGUGUUGGUGUUUUUAUGCGACGUUACAUUGAGUCUGUCAGUUGGUGAAGCUAUUUUUGUUUUUUUUUUACAUUUUCUCCCCUUUUCUUAAAAAAAGGAAAAAAAAUCUCAACAGUGUUCCUGCAAAAAUGUCCAGACCAGUGAGGAACAGAAAAGUGGUGAAUUAUUCACAGUUCAACGAAUCUGAUGACGCAGAUGAGUACGAACGAGACACGGACAAGCCCAAGAAGGUGCGUGCAGCGCCGCGUGAAAUCAAGCACAAGAAGACCAAGAACUCACAGGAGGAAAGUGAUGACUCUGAUGACAAACUGUCCAAGCCCAAAAACGACUCAGCAGAUGAUUUCGGCAGCGACGAAGACAACGAAUUUGGAGAGGAAGAGGAGGUGGAGGAGGAGGAAGACGGAGGAAGCGAUUACGAAGCCAAAAAGGGGAAGAAGGGGAAGAAGGCUAAAGUGGAGAAGACGAGCAGAAGGUCACUGAAGAGGAAACGGGAUUCAGAUGAGAGCGAUGAGGAUAAGGCGGUGAGCCGGAAGCCCAGGCAGGUGAGACAAGCCGCCUCUAAGGCUGCGUCCAAACAGAGAGAGAUCCUGCUCGGGGACCGAGGGAGUGAGGAUGAGGAUAAAGACGAAGACGAGCACGCCUACAUGGACCAGGAGUCCGGGAGCGACGAGGACUUCAUGGUGGACGACGAUGACGACAGCGACUACGGUCACUCCAAAAAGAAGGGCAAGAAAGUGAGCCAGAGAGGACGCAAGGUGGAAAAGAAGGAGAAGAAAUCCCCUAAACCCAGACUAAAGGCCACAGUCACCCCGAGCCCCAUGAAGGGAAAGGGCAAGGGUCGCCCGAGCGCAGCCAAGGCCCUGGAGAAAUCCUCGCCUAAAGAGGAGGAGGAGCCUGAGAGCCCGCCCGAGGAUGAGGAGGAAGACGAGGUGGAGAAGAAGAGCUCGCCGCCGCCCUCCGCCAAGAAGAAGAAGAACACCCCCGAUGAUGAGGAAGACGAGGAAGAGGAGGACGGUUCAGAAGAAGACGCGCCGUCCGGGGAAGAUUAGCCACCUCGCUUCUCGUUUGCUUUUCUCUCUCUUCUUCCUUUUUCUCUCUUCUUUCUUCUUCUCCUUUGGAGGUUUUUAUUUUGUAUUAUUAUUAUUUCUCUGUGGUGACCUGGCUUUUUUAAAACCCACAGUUUCUGCAUCACAAAAAACCCGCAUUAUCCCAGAAUGCAUCAGACCGUGUGUGUGUGUGAGUGAGAGAGAGAGAGAGAGAGAGAGAGAGAGCGCGCUGCAUUUUGUUUUUGUUUCUUUUUAUUUUUUUUAUUUAUAGGUCAGAACUGUAAGAAAAGCCCGACGCUCCUCCACUGCUAACGGGCCGCUGCUCUCACGGUUCUUCUCGAGUUCUACACGUAGUUCCUGCUGUUUCUCAGCGCCGGUCCCGCGGUGAUUUUUUCCUGCUCUAACACACUUGCCUCGCCAUUUUCCACCAUCUUCAAGCGGUAGAAAUAAACACACACCUACAGACAUUUUAUCUUUUUAUGAAUCAGGAAUGACAGACUGGAAGCCCCGCCCCCUUUCUGUCGGUGUGUGUGAUUUCCUGUUACAGUAACUGGAGAAUAAACACUGUGUGUGUGUGUGUGUGUGUGUGUGUGUGUGUACAGGGUUGGACAGUAAACACCCCAAAUGCUACAGCGAGUCAAAUUCCAGCCAAUAUGUAGACUGCUAGGGUUGCCAGAUAAUCUCACCAAUCCCCGUUUACACCAGUUUUAAAUCCCUUUUCAAUCGAUUGCACACUGAAUACAUGAAUUAAAGAAAAUAUCCAAACAGGGUAAAUCAUAGCUACUAAUCCAGAAAAGUCUGUUCUGAUGGGAAUAAUGAGAAUAAUACGUUUAUACGACCUUUUAAAAAAAUCAUUAAAACUGUGAGUAAAGUCUAAACACUGCUUUAGAACCAAUCUGAGCCUUUUUGAAUCCAGAAUGAAGUGAAAUAAAUUCCUGAGGAGUUUAAAAAAUAAAAAGUUAGCAUGGUGGAGUGUUGGAGCAGGAAAACACUAAGAUGCGCAGUCGACGGUUCGAACCGAGCCAGGAUUUAGGAAACGCCCCCUUUUCAUGAUCAUUUAUUUUUCCCCCAAAUGCUGUGACUGCUAAGAAUUUAACAUUUACCCUCCCCCCCUUUCACGACCAAAUUCCUAACUUCCUUCCAGUCUGAUAUUUUUUUUUUCCCUUCCUUUUUACCAAAAAAUUCUGUCUUUUUAUUAUCAGUGUGUGCCGUGUGCUGUUUUUUUUUUUUAAUUUUUUUUUUUUUAUCCAGAUUUAUUUGCUGGAUUUCUUUGAUUCUUCUUCCUUUUUUUAUUUUAUAUAUAUAUAUUAGAUUUUUUUUAAUCUUCCAGUGUUUUGUAAUUAACUUCUCAAAUUAGUCUUUUAAUCUAGAGGUGUGCGGAUGAACACCCCCCCCCACCCCCAUUAGUAAAAGUUUUACUAACUUUUUUCGUCUCUUCAAAUAGGAACGCUGUGCAGGCGACCCGGGUUCAAUGGUCAGUUUAUUCAAAAGCAGCGACAAAUUUCUCAAAGUGAGCGAGUCGAGGCACAGCAUCCAGGAAAUAUAAUGUGUUUAAUUCUUCAAACUUUUUUUCUGUCUCUUAAGAGCUUCCUUUUUUGUUUUAUUUUAUUUUUUUUGUCACUUAAGAGCUUCCAUUUUAUUUUUUUUACCUCUUAAGAGCUUCCUUUUUUCUUUUUUUCUUUUUUUUUGGUCACUUAAGAGCUUCCUCUCUUAAAUUUUAUUUUCUUUAAUUUUUUUUGUCAUUUAUGAGCUUCUUUUUUUUCUCAUUUUAUUUUUUGUCACAUUUUUCCCCCCUUUUUUUUUUUGUUUUAUUUUACGUCAUCUCAGAUUCGUCUUUGUGGUUUUAAUGUACAUCGUGUGUGUGUGUGUGAGAUUAAGCAGUGUGACGGAAUAAACGAAUGAAUCCCCCCCCCCUUUUCUUUUCUUUUUUUCUUUUUUGGCGAUUAGAUCCCAUGCACGCUUUUUACACUCUGCUUUUAUUCGGAGAUGUAAAUGUAAAUGCUUUAACGCUCUCUGGAAAUUUCCUCUCAUCGGACUCCAAGCCGCAGGAACCCUGCUUUAUUUGCUGCAUUAUUCAAACCUUUCAACAAAACCGAGAUCUGACUUUUUUGCCGUCUGAACCGAGGAGGGUUUUUUUUUUCCGUCAACGCAAGCGCCGAAAAGCCGAGUGUUUUUUUGUUUUUGUUUUUUUUUCCCCCCCGUGACGCCGAAG
Molecule: messenger RNA, 3419 nt
Organism: Hemibagrus wyckioides
Lineage: Eukaryota; Metazoa; Chordata; Actinopteri; Siluriformes; Bagridae
Gene: nucks1a
Product: nuclear casein kinase and cyclin-dependent kinase substrate 1a
Exons: 8
Coding region: 290-1210 (306 amino acids)
Biological process (GO): interstrand cross-link repair; double-strand break repair via homologous recombination
Cellular component (GO): cytoplasm
Molecular function (GO): single-stranded DNA binding; double-stranded DNA binding
Source: RefSeq, a predicted model, not a curated record